UAAAGUUGAUUCAAAGUCUCAGUGCUGCACCAAUGGCGGCUCCCAUGUCCUGGAGGAGGCUGGUGUACUCCGUGUACUCACCGGCCAUCGCCGGGGUUUUUACCCGAAUAUCUGACCGGCUCUUCCGUGCACGGGACAGAAGAGGAGGCUCCUCCGUGCUGCUGCUGGCUCCUCUUCUUGCCGAAGCCGACCCGGCACCGUGGCGCGUUUCCAGGCCCAGCGGGUCAGCCGGAGCUCAAGGCACAGACGGCCUCUGCACCCACUUCCAAUGGAUGGCAGAGCACGUACCCGCCUUCCGGGUGCCGGGCACCCACAUCCAUAUUCUCACCUCACCCGACCAGUUCUACCAGGCGAUAAAGGCACGAAUCAAGAAGGCAAAGAGGCGAGUCGUGAUGGCCUCGUUGUAUCUGGGAACCGGUCAGCUGGAGCAGGAGCUGGUGGACUGUAUGGAGGAAGCUCUACAACGCUCACAGGACGACAGUCAUUCUCCUGACCUAAAGGUCUCCAUAUUGCUGGACUACACCCGCGGAUCACGAGGGCAGAUUAACUCGAGGACCAUGCUGCUGCCGUUGCUGCAGCGCUUCACCUCCCAGAUGCGGAUCUCUCUGUACCACACUCCGGACCUGAGGGGCCUGCUGCGGCUGCUGGUCCCUCAGCGCUUCAACGAGACCAUCGGAGUCCAGCACAUCAAAGUCUACCUGUUUGACGACAGCAUUAUCAUCAGCGGGGCCAACCUGAGCGACUCGUACUUCACCAACAGACAGGACCGCUACGUGCUGCUGGAGAACUGCAGGGAGGUCGCCGACUUCUUCUCCAAACUGGUGGAGGCUGUGGGGGACGUCUCCCUGCAGCUUCAGCCCGACGACUCGGUCACCAUGCUGGAGGGCAUGGUGCACCCGUACAAAGGCAACAGACAGGACUUCUCGGCGGCGGCGAGGAAGCGGAUCAUGGAGGUCGUGAACGCAGCCCACGUGAGGCAGCAGCUGCUGAACCGGUCGGAGGACUCUGAGGACGAGGGGCUGAGCGAGGAGGAGGAGGACACCUGGGUGUUCCCUCUGGUUCAGAUGAAACCUCUGGGCAUCCAGACGGACGAGCAGGUCACACAGCGCUUGCUGACAGACGCCGGGCCGGACUCCACUGUGUUUCUAACAUCGGGUUACUUCAACCUGACCGGGGCGUACAUGCGGCUGGUGCUCGGGGCCGGGGCCAGCUACCGCAUCCUCACCGCCUCCCCAGAGGUCAACGGGUUCUUCGGAGCCAAGGGCGUCGCCGGAGCGAUCCCUGCAGCCUACAUCCACAUCGCGAGACAGUUUUACAACCGAGUGUGCCAGCUGGGCCAACAGGAGAGGGUACACCUGCACGAGUACCACAGAGCCCAGUGGACCUUUCACGCCAAAGGUCUGUGGUAUUACCUCCAGGGGCAGGAUCGGCCUUGCCUCACGCUAAUUGGUUCCCCUAAUUUCGGUUACCGCUCAGUUCACCGUGACCUGGAGGCCCAAAUCGCCAUAGUAACGGAGAACGAGGAGCUGCAGAGCCAGCUGCAGGAGGAGCAGGAGAUGUUGUACGAGCGCUCCACUGAGGUGUCCAGCUCCACGUUUGAGCGGUCGGACCGCCACGUCAAGCUGUGGGUGAAACUAGUCACCCCCCUCAUCAAGAAUUUCUUCUGAGAUGCCAUAAGCAGCCCAAAUCACCAAAGUGAGAGCAGGGACAGCGCGUCGGCUGAUUCAGUCCUGUCAAGAAGUGAGUCAGCACGGCGUUAUGAUGAUGAUCCGUCAGUGUGGUCUGUGUUAGAGGGUUCAUCAGCCCUGAAGCAGAGUCAAGAGGCUACUUCUGUUCUCUGGAAGAGUUCAUGUUGGAGUAGGACUGAGUUUUGUUUAAGGCUGAAGUAAGAUACCACGGGGAUGCAGUAAAAAAAACAAAACAAAACCCACAAACUACUCACUCUGAGGGGAAGAUAAGUUCAUUGUAUAAACUCAAGUUGAAGGUAAAGGGAGACCUGUCAAGAUCUAUGCUGAAGAUAGAGAGAAGCCACUCAGCAGUUUUUCUGGGGUUUUUUUUUUUAGUUUGUUUGUUUGUUUGUUUUUUCUUUUUCUUUAGUUUCUGAGAACAGGAAGUGUCACAGUCUGGAUGGUGACAGUAAAUGGGUGGUGUCUUAUCGUUACCUGCGCAGGAUCGAGACCAAAAAAAACAAAAAAUAAAAACAAAACAACUUGAGUGAUCUGUUGCCAGGAGGAAAUAGCCAUAAAUAGAUCAUCUUUCAGCACUUGAGCAUUCAGCAAAAAUAUGCAGGCACUACAGGUGAAAAUACCUCUCAGACAAUGAUUGGUACAGGAAGCGCAUGUAGACCCAGUGUUGGAAAACGUUGAAAAGAGUUGUGGAAAUCCUCUGGUUACUGGCAGGGGUGACGCAAUCACAGAGGGGGGGUUGGCCUGUGAGACUCCUCAGCGAUCUCGCAGUAAAGGUCCCGUAGCCCACUAAAAAUAUUUUAGUCAAGAACAGAAAAAGCUCUUUAGUGUCUUUGGUGACACAGAGACUGUGACCUGGAAUUUUAAACCGCAGUGAAAUUUGGUCACAAUCUUCACUAACUUUGACUCCUGUCUAUAAAACGCCACAGUUAUCAGAAAUCCAUCUGAACUAAAACCGCAGUUUUUUUUUUUUUUUCUUUUUCUUUCAAGGCCAAAUCGAUUCUUGAAUAUUGUUUAGUUCUUAUAUGAAUUCGCAUGGCACCAGAGAGGAAGAGCGCCGUUCACAACCGAGUUCUUGUGUAUCUGCUAUUUUAAAAAGGCCCAGUUGUCAUAGUUUUGACUUGGAAGCGGCGCGGAGGGAAGCUGUGACAACUCUUCCUUUCACCUGCUAGUUUACACUUGUGCUGAUUUAAGCUGCCGGUAUACUGCAUCAUUCGGGGAACCUCCCACCCCUUCCCGACGUCAACAAUGUCUGUAACUUUCCGAAACUGAUGAUCCGACAUUCACGCCCAUGUCAUGCUGGUCAGCUGUGUGGAGGUGAGAAAGGAGUCAAGGAUUGCACUUCUCUCAGCACUUUUAAAAAAAAUAUU
Messenger RNA from Xiphias gladius (swordfish), 3055 nucleotides. Its product is annotated as CDP-diacylglycerol--glycerol-3-phosphate 3-phosphatidyltransferase, mitochondrial. Gene Ontology annotation, cellular component: mitochondrion. Gene Ontology annotation, molecular function: CDP-diacylglycerol-glycerol-3-phosphate 3-phosphatidyltransferase activity. Gene Ontology annotation, biological process: cardiolipin biosynthetic process. NCBI's taxonomy places the organism in Eukaryota, Metazoa, Chordata, Actinopteri, Istiophoriformes, Xiphiidae. Bases 33 to 1667 code for a protein of 544 amino acids. The record is from RefSeq and is a predicted model, not a curated record. The transcript has 11 exons.